GCUAUUGGGCCAUUUGCGCUUAAGUUCGUGCUGGAUAUCGCUGCUCCAUCACCGUGUUCCAGAACACGCCAUUUCUGGACGAUAUUCUGAGACCUUGGCUGGAGUCGUGCGACAGGGUCCAGGCAAUUCAGACCACCACGACGCUCAACGACUCGUUUGCAGGCAUAUCGCAGUGGGCCAUGGAGGAGAUUCGAGACGAGCUCAGCAAGUGCGAGCUGCUUUGUUCGGCUGUUUGGCAUGACACAAGCAAUGCCUUCGAGAAUGAGGAUCGAAGCGCUCAAGCACAGAGGGUGUCGAAUCUGACCAGCGCUUUGUCCUUCGCGAGCUUGUCAGACUCAAGUACACUCUUCCUUCCCAUCUACUCACCCUGUCCGGCCAACAGUGCAGAGACAGCAUUUCGGAGAAGGGCGAGCUGGAAUGAUGCCAGAACACUCGCAGCUCGCGUACAUCCGUACUGGGAUUCAGCAUUCGUGGCACUUCGGUUGCGGAGCUCAGAUCAGACUGCGAGCACGCUCACUUCUCGCCUGAAUUGGAGAAGUGACACGCCCAUCUCUCUGCUCGAAGGAAUCAUGCCUCUUGCAUCUUUGGCCUCGACUUUGUCCCCCUCGUCGCAAGCGAUCGAUCCUAUCGAUGCUUUGCUCGCAUCUCGGGGCUACGGCCCUGGUCGAGGCAAUGCUCCUCAGCUGACAGCGGAACAAAAGACAUCACGCAAGCUAGCUGAGCUGAGGCAGGCUCGAGUGGACCUCUCAGGAUCGAUCGAAAGUCUUGCUGGUGUCUCUGCCAAGAAGUCGAACCCUGCCACCGAGACGCGCAGCGAUAAGGCCUUCGCUAGCGCUACCACUGCUCGAGGUCUUGCUACGUCUUGUUCGGAAGAAGAAGCGAGCACCUUUUCGGAUGCCGUCAAUAAGCUUGUUGGGUGCGAAGAACCGUGGAGUCAUCUAACGACGAGCACAUUAGCAUACAACGAAGUGCGAAGGUCCUAUCCUGCGCUGCGCCGUUUAGCCGAGCCGAGAUCUGCAUCCCAACCAAAGCAGAUGCAAGACGUUCGCACAUCCCACAGCGUCCUCUCCACUCUGCGCACGUCGCCUCGCGCAGCCACGCAUCUUCGUCGUUCCCUCUCCACCGUUCAAGAGGCUCUCACGGGUCACUUGCCGCUGGAGAGCUGGGGUCUGGAUUCGGGCAGACUGGGAAGCGGAAGAGAAACGGGAUGCGUGGGGGGAAAAGAGGGGUUGGGAGAGGUCAAGGAGAGGUUGUAUGAGCUCUUGGGAGCUUACGAGGAGGAAGAAUUUGAGAAUGACGAUCUUGUCGGAACGGAUGAGGAACGGGCUGACGAAAAGGAUGAGCUGGACUGGGACUAAGACCCCUUGUAUGCGCCAGCAUGCAGAGGACGAGCCCACCGACUUCGUAUAGGCACAACCCAUGUAUACCAUUACAGUC
Messenger RNA from Ceraceosorus guamensis, 1437 nucleotides. RefSeq lists its product as hypothetical. Gene Ontology annotation, cellular component: cytoplasm. The record is from RefSeq and is a predicted model, not a curated record. Gene Ontology annotation, biological process: mitochondrion distribution. The transcript is spliced from 4 exons. The coding region runs from base 180 to 1358 and encodes 392 amino acids. Lineage: Eukaryota; Fungi; Basidiomycota; Exobasidiomycetes; Ceraceosorales; Ceraceosoraceae.